ACUCACGCUGAGCUCAUGCACAUCUGUAACAUGGUGCGAAGACGAUGGCGUGUUGUCCUGAGCCACCGUGACGGCGACCCAUAAUGCCACGCCGCCGGCGCGUUCGAGUGCGGACCGAUCGCAGUGACGGCGCCGGCGGCGGAGGCAGCGGCCCUGGAGGUGUCGCUGGCUCUGUGGCGUACCGCGUCCAGCGUGCCGCUAUCGGUGCAGCUGCUGCGGGCCGGGGAGCACCCCUUGCUAUUCCGACCUCAGCAGCAGGCCUGCUGAUGAACGGCCUCCGAACCGCCAGCGGAGGCGGAGGUGGAGGCGGAGGCGGAGGACCCGUUUGUUCGGCUGUUGAGGAGCCCUCAUCAACAGAUGCCAUUCGGUCGUGGGCGCAACGGAACCCGCGUGUCUCGGUGACGGGGCGCCCUCGCAGGCAGCCGCAGGACACGCCGUUGCCGCAGCAGCUUGACGCGACUGCAGCUGCACCGGCUUUGGCCAACAUUUCUUUAGUAAGCGGCGACGCCUUCUCGCCAUCUGUCACGGCGGCGGAGACGCAGCAGGCACGGCGCUAUGGCAGCAGCGCGGUCGAUUCUGUGCCGGAUAUGGCGCCCUGGCAAGACACGGGGGGUGGCUCGGCAGCCGCUGCCGCCACAAUUGUCACGUGUGGCACGCAGCGGCGGAUGUCCACUGCUGCUACUUUUGCUGAUGGAGACGAAGAGCUCUUCAGCGGCGCCAUCUUCACUGCCGACAGGAGUGCUCCACUGCUUUUGUUCUCGGGGACAGCGGGCGAGGACGACAGUCACGUCCGGGGGGCUGCCGCGCAACAGGGUGGCAGUGGCACGGCGCCGCCUGCAGCCACGGACAGCUUCCAACUCGGCCGUCACGGCGGUGGCGGCGAUAUGCUUCUCGGCGACAGCAGCAGUGCCCCCGUGCCUACACCCAUUCCGCCUGGCGUCCAGCCGCCUUGGCCACCGUGCCCUCCACAGCCGCCGCACACAUCGCAGCCACGGGACCUGGAUGUGUGGCAGCCGCAGCUGCGGCCCUCGCCAUACCCACAGGUGAUGCCACUGCAGGAGCAACAGGAGGCAGCAGAGCAGCAGCAGCAGCGCCAGCAGAAUCAGGCCGGCCCUUCGUGGCAGCAGCAAUGCCUCCCGGCGCCUCGUCCGGUCCAACUGCUGGCAGGGCCUGGCGGCGCCCCCUCGACUGCCACAUCAUCGUCCAAACCGCCGCCCUCAGCCGCUGGCCUAGGAGACCAACAGCCGCCUUUCGGGGCGUACUUGGUGAGCGUGUGCAGCGGGUCCAGCACACGAGGCUGCGCAACAGCCACCGGCGGCAGCAGCAGGUCAGCCGCUACAGCCGCCUUAGUCAGCGUGUCCGGCACCCAGCAGCACGCCGCCAACAACAUCAGCAGCGGCUGCAGCCGCAGGCACCGGCUAGUCGCCAUGACGUGUCCCAACAGCAGCGGCAGCCUGCCAGUGCCGACCAGCGGCACCACGCCAUCCUCCGCUGAGAUACCGCACCUCGCCACCUUCGCGUCAUGGGAUCGCAUCCGCCGCAGCAGCACGAACUUCAUGCUGGCCGUGGCGGCUCACAGCAGCGGCGACAGGAACGCAAUCGUCAUUCCGCCGGCACCAGUGGCAGCAACAGCAUUGCCGCCGCCACAGCAGCAGCAGCAGACGCUGCCGCCGCCGUCAUUGGCCACAGACGCGGUUUUGGACCCGCGGCGGCUGUCCUUGUGCAGCGGCAGUAGCCGAGACAGGAGCAGUGGCGCCCACAGCCACCUGCUACUGCCUCCUGACUCGACUCGCUCGGCUAGCCUGCGGUCUACGGGCGGGGGAUUCGAGCUGCCGCAGCUGCUGCCGCCGCCAUCCAAUGUGGCACGCCCGACGCCAGUUGGCGUGACGUCAGCUGCGGCUCUGGCGGCUGCGGCGGACGAUUUGCUGCUGGCGGCGGUCCGGAGAGACGCGUCGGUUGGCGGCGGUGGGGCACCUGCCCCUGCCACGGACGUAACUGCGGCAGCAGAGGGCUUUGCAGCCGGCACCGCGGCUGCUGGUCCGCUGGAUUCCACAUCAGGAGGCGCCUUGUCUGCCGCCACAGGCACCAGUGACGAGGCAAGGCGCUGUGACGACGGCGGCCGGCUGCCGUCGGCCCACACGGUGCCUGACGUGCUACUACUGGCGCCCAGUCGCGCCGCGCCGCCCGCCCCCUACUGGGCGGUGACGACCCUGCCUCGAAGCGCGGGCGGCGGCAGCAGCAGGAGUGGCGGCGACGGCGGCGCCGAAGGCGCUCGCGGCGGCAUGGCGGCGGCAGCGUCGGCGGCCGCGGGCAUGCGCCACCAGCCGCCUCGGCCCUCGGCCACUAUGGCAACGGUGGGGAAGCAGCAGCAAGUGUUAGAGCAGCAGCCGCAGCCGCAGCCACUGAAUCAACAGCUACAACACAACACGCCAGUUUACGUUAGUGGCACUCCCAGUGGCGGCUCAAGCCGUGCCUCUCUCUGGGUGGCGUCCGCCCCCCGGGCUCCCCCUGUGAAACAUGCGACACAUAGCUUCUACGCAGCAACAGCAGCGCCCAGACGGUCGCCCAGUGCGAGCCUGCGCCCCAGCAACCGGCCACAGGAGAGAUCAUCGACAGCAUCCGCAGCCGCUGCAGCGACUGCAGCUGCAACUGCUGCAGCUUCUGAAACUGCGGAUGCGAGCGGCGAGGAGUCUUCUUUGUCGGCCGCAUUCGGCGGCGGCGGUAUGCACGGGGCCAUCGCCCGGAGCUUCAUGAUGGGCAGUAGUGAUGUGUACGGCGGUGGAUGUGAAUCCACCAUACAGCUGGUACAGCGACUCAUGCCGCUGCCGCAGCAGCCGCCACAGCAGCAGCGGCGGCUGCAGUCCCCAUCGCUACCCCCGGCUGACGGCGGUAGCAGCAUCUAUGCUGCCGGAGAUCCCCGAGGCAGGGGCGGUGGCGGCGGCGGCGGCGGCGGCGGCGGCGGCGGCAGUGGCGAAGGCCGGGAGGAAAGCAGCAUGGGAAAGGCGGCAGCCCGCCACGCCGCAGCCACGGCGGCGCACCGUGUGUCGUCCUUCUUCUUGCCCACCACCACUCCGACCGCCACCCACCGCAGCUCAGGGGUGCGGCUCACCGCAACACCCAUCAGCGCACUUGCUGCGGCGGAACGCCUGCCCUCCUCCGCACUACAAACAAGCAACACGCACGCCCCGGCGUCACCCACGUCAUACGUAGGCGUGGAAUGCCAUGAUGACAACGAUGCGGCUGAGCUGGCACGAGCGGUGGAUGAGGGCCGGCGGACGUACACCCGAGCGCACCGCACUGCGGCGGUGGUAGCCGCGGAGGCGGCGGACGUGCACGCAGUCAUGUCAGCGGUGCUGAGCGCGGCGGAAACCGGCAGUAAGGCGCUGCCAAAUAGCGUGGGGGUCGACCAGAUUGACAGCAGCAGCGGCCGGCUUGGGUCCAAGGUUUUCAGGGCCCUGCUGUCCAACGUCUCGAGUGUAGGCGCCAGUACGGCGGCGACGGCGCCGCUGGCCGGGCGCCUGCGGCUCUCAAACGAUUUCAGCGGCCAGCCGCAACGCGCAGAGCGGCGAACCCCCUUCAUCAGGCCGAGCUUCGUAGCUGGCUCAAGCAUUGAUGCCAGUAGCGGAGGGCGGCGAAGCAUGGGCGGUAGAUGGCGCUGGAAGCCGGCCGCUAUGGCCCUGCCAGUCCCAGUGGCGGAGUUUGCGUUGGGUGGUGAGAAGGGAGGAGAUGGGGGCGGACGGCAACUACACGCAGAGUCGCAGCCGCAGCAGCAGGAGCCGCAGGAGCCGCCCACCCGCUCACGCAUCCAGCGCCUGAGCCUGCGGCUACUGCCGUCGCAGUAUGUGGCGCAGUCACAGCAGUUGGGGCUGCCAGCGGCGUGGGCUAGCAGCAGCACGGGGAAGCGGAGCCGUGCGGCGGUUGAUUGCAGCAAGGCGGUGGGGGCGGAGGGGUUGGUGGAUGUGGAAGCCCCCGAAGCGGCUUCCACUGUUGUUGUUGGCGGUGACAUCAUGCCACAACAACAUGAUGAGGGCCCCUCCGGCUGCAACGGUGGAAUCGUAGCGGCAGCAAUGCCGCAGCGUGCCGCCAGCAGCGGCGCCGCAACUGCUGUGGUAGGUGCCGUCGAGGCGCCUAGCCCCUGGGGCACCGCCGCCGUUGCAUGCCUCUUUGGCGUAAUGCCGAGUCCGCAGGGCGGCCGUGCGGGUAUUCCCAGCGAGAUGCCAGCAAGCCCGGCGGCAGGGGCGGCGGCCCGGAGCAUGGGUGCUGCUGGCGUCGCCGGCGCAGGCGGCGACUGUGUCGAGCUUGGUGGCGCGUCAGAGACAUAUAGCAGCCAACAGGGCUCCUGCUAUUUGCGACACAGCAGCAAGCGGCAGGUCACGGCAACCAGCUUCCGGGCUGGGCUGGCGCAGAACGCCGUCAGCGGCGUCACUGACGCGGUGACUGGCAGCGGCGGCGGCGCGGCCACCGUGUGGCACUAUGUCGGGGACGACCGCAAUGAGGGCGGCUCCGAGGAAGAGGACGCGGGAGCCGCAGCCGCGGCGGUCCUUAGCGAUGGUGUGGAUGGCGGCGCCGGCGGCAUGUUGGGCGGUGGGGAGGUGAUGGGCGCGGCAGGCGAUGGCGAGGUCGCUGACGCGCGCUGGGCAGGCAGCGGCACAGGUGGCGGAGGUGGCUUGCUGGACGCGCUGCGUAUGCUGCGGACCCCAGCCUGCCUGCUCCUGGCCAUAAGCAACGGUUUCGUCACCGGCUGCACCCUGGUGUGCUUCAACAUGCUGCCCUCCUUCUACAACGAGUACUUUGGCUGCAGCCUGCUGGAGGCGGGGCUGGCGGCGGCGCCCUUCGGCUGCGCCGCCGCCGCGGCCCGGCUGUUGGGGCGCUGGGCCAGUGAGGCGGCGGCGAGGCGCUUCGGCAUGCGCGGCCGCCUGUGGCUGAUGUGGCUGCUGCAGGUGCUGGGGGGCGGGUGCUGUAUGGUCGUGGGCCUGGUCGCGCACCGCAGCCUCCCGGCCUGUGUGCUGCUGCUACUGGUCAUGGCGGCGGCGGUGCAGGGGGCGUGCGGCGUCCUCUACACCAUCACACCGUUCGUGUCGUUCCGCCACGCCGCCGCCGUCACGGCCGCAGUCAGCGCGGGCGGCUACGUGGGCGCCGUCGUGCUGCAGGCCGCCUGCUUCCUCGCCGUAGCUCCCGCAAUGGAGCACGGCUUCACAGCCAUGGGCGCCGCCACCACCGCCGGCAGCGCCGUGCUGUGCCUGCUGCGCUGGCCCGCAUGGGGCGGCAUGCUGCUCCCGCCCGCCGCCGCGGCCCUGCGGGGCGACCCAUGGGCCGAGGAGCGCUACUACGCGGCAGAGUGGAGCGAGCAGGAGCGGGCGGCGGGCCUGGCGACGGCGGCGGCGGCGGGAUUUGCGCUGGCGAGCAAGGCGGAGCGGCCGCGGGCACUGCGGCCGGCGGAGCUGGUGAUGGGCGCGGCGGGGUUUGCAAAGGGAGGGGAUGCGUGUGGUGAGGGCGGCAGUGAGGAGGACGGCGGUGGUGAGGAAGGCAGGUAGGGUACUUGAGUAGCUCAAGCCGGGCCCCCGGCACCAGGGUAAGGCAUGCAGCAACGUCACAAGCACGGUAGGAAAGGAAUGCACGAGUGGGGUAUCUGCAGAAGCGUACGUAUGCUUGCCGUAUGUACGUGGGUACUACAUGUCGGAUAUAUUGAUAGGCUCGGGAAUUGUGGACGUGCUUUGAGACGGAUGCCGCAUUGCUAUUUUGAUUGGACUUGGCUUACAUCACCCGCACAUGCGGGCCGCGUAGUGCUGCGGCCAUCACUGUCAAGUAACUGUGAGCAAAGCAGGUCCAUCUACGUUCAUGACCUUAAACCUUCUCAAGCCUAACAUUACCAUAUUAUUGUCCAAGUCUAUGGGUGUGCGAACGGCGAAGGAGUAUAUCGUAGCGUGAACAAGCGAUGCCAUACAUAACCUGUGCUUAUGUUAUUGUGCUUUCCCCUGCGAUGCAAGCGUGUGCUCCUAGCUAUGUAUUUGCUCAUAUGAUACGAUGGCUGGCAUCGCUGUGAUGUCGGAUAGGAUUCGGCAAAGCGAGUGAGGUAGGGUGAGGUGCGGUUGGCCUGCACCCUGGGGGCAAUGCUUAUGGGUUUACAACGGUUGUGGGGCUUGUGGGUUUGCAACGAUUACUACCGCAUUUGCGUAGUUAAAUACAAUGGAGUUCACAUCAGUAAUGUUGGACACAGUGUUGAUUGCAAUGCUUGCUUGGAUUUGGAUUUGAUUGCCAGGGCUGCGUGAGCGGCGGCAACAUGCGGGCGGUGAAAUAAAGGGCGGGCUGGUAUGGGUUGCGGCCAGGGGUCUCCCCUGGUUGCGGCUGACACGAGUGGUCCUGCUUGGCGUUGAUGAAGGGACACGUUCAGGCGGUGGACGUGAUCUGAGUUUUGACGCUUGCGGCGUGCUUAACGUGAAGCACCCACCUAGUGGGGGAGGGUGCGGUGUAGGCCUUGAGAGGGUUGAGGUGCACGCUAGUCGCAUCCGAUGGUUAGCUUGCGGUGACAUGCGCGUGACAAAUGAACAGAGCUCAUAUGACUUAGAGUGGAUUCUGAGCACGCAGCCGCCAUCAACUUGCAGUCACGUCGUGUCACUGCGUUUCCGGGUACCGUAUGGCUGAGGCGGCGGCAGAUGGAGGGCAGGCGGUGCGCUCGGACGGCACGUAGGGGCACGUUCAUUGCGCGUGACAGUGAGUUGUGCAGGAGGGCUGGGCACGUGCUACACACUGCAUAGCUGGCACGCAGAAAACACAAGUACAGGCUGGGAUGCAGGUUCGUAACGUCAGGAGGCUUAAGAAAGCUGAGGAUGCGCGCGAGGAUGCGUGGCCUCGGAUCCGUGCCUGAAUUCCGUCAACGU
Molecule: messenger RNA, 6878 nt
Organism: Chlamydomonas reinhardtii
Lineage: Eukaryota; Viridiplantae; Chlorophyta; Chlorophyceae; Chlamydomonadales; Chlamydomonadaceae
Exons: 5
Coding region: 84-5534 (1816 amino acids)
Molecular function (GO): nitrate transmembrane transporter activity
Source: RefSeq, a predicted model, not a curated record